Messenger RNA from Girardinichthys multiradiatus, 1027 nucleotides. Its product is annotated as small integral membrane protein 22-like. The transcript has 5 exons. Lineage: Eukaryota; Metazoa; Chordata; Actinopteri; Cyprinodontiformes; Goodeidae. Bases 139 to 387 code for a protein of 82 amino acids. The record is from RefSeq and is a predicted model, not a curated record. Gene Ontology annotation, biological process: regulation of cell population proliferation.
ACCCGGAGAGACAGAACAGGGUCUCCGGCCAUCAUUCCUCAGAACAAGUUCAGCUGAUGAAGAAAAUGCAACCCGGAAACAGAUGAUGGAGCAACGUAGAAGAGAGGAAGGAACUCAGUGUUUAUUUCAAAGAAGAAGAUGGGUCAGAAAAACGUCCAGCAAGAUAUCGGGGACCAGUUUAAUGAUGUGAUCUCCAGACUGCAGUCAAAGCAGUUGUUCCAGUCUGACUGGGACAUUGCUUCUUUUGCUAUCUUCUUCAUCUUCAUUGGUGUGAUUCUCACUCUGGUCAUCCUGGUCCUCAUCCGCUGCUGGUGCUGCUACUGUUGUGAUGAUGAAAAGCCCCGCAGAAACAAGGUGGGCAUAGAGAACUAUGGUCUGGAACCCUGAUUGCUGAUCCAGUCCAGCUGUUGGAGAUUGAGCAGAACCUUCUAACCCUUUUCCUUUGCCAAAGCACACGCUUUACCUCUCGGGUCACCGAACUGGAAUCAAACUGCUUCUUCAUUUACUUUAGACAAAAUGUUUGUCCUGCACAAUACUGUUUGCCAGCCUAUGGAAAGGUAGCACAUGUGAUCUUUUUUCCAGUUAACUCUUCAUGGAUUUUAUUGCCAGAACAGCUGGGAGCUAUCAACUGUCUGUUGUUUUAGAUCUGUGUAGAUUUGUAAAAUUUUUUCUUUGUUAGUAUGCUAAAAUGAUUUUAUUUAAAUCAGAGUUUUAGUGAGUAAUAAAACAGUUCACUGUAUCUUCCUGUGCUAUUCGGUUAGUAAUGAAUGUGUCCACGACAAAAAUAGAAUAAUGAUCCCCACCCUAAGGAUAUAAAUCAGUGCAUGGGCCCUACUCAGUUAGUUGGUAGAUCCCCAGGUCAGCAGGGUCAAGAGGUGAGAUCACUAAAGGUGAGUCAGCCCCAGCUUGGCCCUCCAGGUCCUAGCAGCCUUGGUGCGCUGUCCCCUGGUCCAGGCAGGAUGGUGCUGGAGAAGCAUAACCUGAGCUGCCUCCCAACCGUGUGAAAUAAAAUGUUUUUCUACAAAAA